AUGGACAGCCGCGUCGGCUCUGGGAACACCAGCGACUGUUCUGACCCCUUGGCUCCAGGGAGUUGCUCCCCAGCACCUGCCUCCUGGCUCAACUUGUCCCAUGUAGAUGGCAACCAGUCCGACCCAUGUGGUCUGAACCGCACCGGGCUUGGCGGGAGCAACAGCCUGUGUUCUUCGCCUGGCAGUCCUUCCAUGGUCACAGCUAUAACCAUCAUGGCCCUCUACUCUAUCGUGUGCGUAGUGGGCCUCUUUGGAAACUUCCUGGUCAUGUAUGUGAUUGUCAGAUAUACCAAGAUGAAGACUGCCACCAACAUCUACAUCUUCAACCUUGCUCUGGCAGAUGCCUUGGCAACCAGCACACUGCCCUUUCAGAGUGUCAACUACCUGAUGGGAACGUGGCCCUUCGGAACCAUCCUCUGCAAGAUCGUCAUCUCGAUAGAUUACUACAACAUGUUCACCAGCAUAUUCACCCUCUGCACCAUGAGCGUGGACCGCUACAUUGCGGUCUGCCACCCGGUCAAGGCUCUGGAUUUCCGUACCCCCCGAAAUGCCAAAAUUGUCAAUGUCUGCAACUGGCUCCUCUCUUCUGCCAUUGGUCUGCCUGUCAUGUUCAUGGCAACUACAAAAUACAGGCAGGGGUCCAUAGACUGCACCCUCACGUUCUCGCAUCCCACCUGGUACUGGGAGAACCUGCUCAAAAUCUGCGUUUUCAUCUUUGCCUUCAUCAUGCCGGUCCUCAUUAUCACCGUGUGUUACGGACUGAUGAUCUUACGGCUCAAGAGUGUGCGCAUGCUGUCGGGCUCCAAGGAAAAGGACAGGAACCUGCGCAGGAUCACCAGGAUGGUGCUGGUGGUCGUGGCUGUGUUCAUCGUCUGCUGGACCCCCAUCCACAUCUACGUCAUCAUCAAAGCCCUGAUCACGAUUCCAGAGACUACCUUCCAGACGGUUUCCUGGCACUUCUGCAUCGCCCUGGGUUACACAAACAGCUGCCUGAACCCUGUUCUUUAUGCGUUCCUGGAUGAAAACUUCAAGCGCUGCUUUAGAGAAUUCUGCAUCCCAACCUCCUCAACGAUCGAACAGCAGAACUCCACUCGAGUCCGUCAGAACACUAGAGACCACCCCUCCACGGCUAACACAGUGGAUCGAACUAACCAUCAGACCAGAGAUCCAAUGUCAAACCUCCCGAGAGUGUCUGUAUUUUGA
Molecule: messenger RNA, 1203 nt
Organism: Alexandromys fortis (reed vole)
Lineage: Eukaryota; Metazoa; Chordata; Mammalia; Rodentia; Cricetidae
Gene: Oprm1
Product: opioid receptor mu 1
Exons: 4
Coding region: 1-1203 (400 amino acids)
Biological process (GO): G protein-coupled opioid receptor signaling pathway; sensory perception of pain; neuropeptide signaling pathway
Cellular component (GO): neuron projection; plasma membrane
Molecular function (GO): beta-endorphin receptor activity; neuropeptide binding; G-protein beta-subunit binding
Source: RefSeq, a predicted model, not a curated record